CUAGUUUUGUGACUAGCUUGACUAGUUGCGUGGCUGUUUAUUCAGUGGUGAAAACACGAGCACCUCACCCUAGAGCCGCCUCUCCUCUGCGGACUCUGAACAUGAUACAGAGGGCGGCGGCGGCGGCGUGCUGCUAGACUUGGGCGGGUUUUUGUUUAUUCGUUUUGUUUUCUUAAGUCCUAGUUUCAAAAAUAGUAGAACGUUUCUGCCUCCGUUUUUUGUUCAACUCAUCAAGUACCAUGGACGACUAACGGAACUUCUUCUGAGGGUUCAUUUGAACACGAAACCGAACUUCCCCGUGCUGUUCUGAGUUGAAGCGAACAAGCCAGACAUCUGAACGGACAGAGACGCGUUCACUGUGGAUGGAAAAGGGCAGGCCGAGCAGCAAGGAGUCGAGCACAUUCGUUCGGCGUGACGUGAGUGCUCGCUAUGAAAACCCGGCGAUGAUCAACUUGUUUGAAAGUUGGCGCACGAAGGAGACCAGUGACCGCAAAGUUAUGCUUUUGAAUUAGAAUUCUCUUCUAUGGCCUCCAAUUCGUGGGGUGUCAUUAGCGACAUGUGUGGAGUAUCAUGCGUGGAGGAGCAGCACGGGGGGUUCGCCUCUGUCUCUAUGGGGGAGAACCAGACCAAGGUCCACCCCCCCGUCAGUGUCGUGCUGGCCACCCUGCUCUACUGCGCGGAGCUCGUGUCCGCGGCGGUGCUGAUCAGCAUGUACCACAAAUCCGGAGACGUCAGCUGGAUGGGCCUCACCAUCUUCUUCAUGCUGUUCCCCGCCGUCCUGACCCAGCUCACGCUGACGUUCGUCCACAGGGACGUGGGCCGGGACCGGCCUCUGGUCCUGCUGCUGCACCUGCUGCUGCUCGGGCCCAUCAUCCGGUGUUUUGAAGCCCUGAUGCUCUACUGUAAAGCUGGGAAAAUGGAAGAUUCUUACGUCACCAUUUCCAAAAGGACCUUCCUGAAGAAGGGCCAGAAGACGGAACGGGAGCUUCACAUCGGCCAGGUGGAACGCAACCUGGCCACCCACAGGAAUGCCUUUGAACGCACCAGCGUCAUCCAGGCGUUCCUGGGCUCCACCCCCCAGCUGACGCUCCAGCUGUACGCCACCAUUCAGGAGAGAUACAUCCUUAAUGGAAGAUUGGCUUUGAUGAUCAUCAGCCUCCUCUCCAUCAUAUACGGCGCUCUGGUGUGCAACGUUCUGGCCAUCAAGAUCCGGUACGACGAGUACAAAGUGCGGCUGCGCCCCGUGGCUUACAUCUGCAUGAUCGUGUGGAGAGGCUUGGAGAUUGCCACCAGGGUGACGGCUCUGGUCCUCUUCAGCACGGCCCUAACUCGCUGGGUGAUCCUCGUCGGCGUGCUUAACUUCCUUUUCUUCUUCUUUCUCCCCUGGGUGAAGCUCUGGUGCAAAAAAAUUGGCCCUACAGGUGACGUGGAGAAAGACUUCUCCAAGCUGGGCACCACCAUCGUGCUGUGCUUGUUCACGCUGCUCUUCGCCUGCAUCAACGUCUUCUGCUGGUCGGCAGUGCAGCUGGACCUCGCCCACAAUGACCUCAUUGAGAAGAGGCAGAACUGGUUUCAGCUGGCCAUGUACUACUCAGGACGCUUUGUGGAGAACUUGCUCCUCAUCACGCUGUGGUACUUCUUCAAAUCGGACUUCUACGAGUACGUCUGUGCUCCGCUGCUGGCCGUCCAGCUGCUGAUCUGCUACAGCCUGGCCGUGCUCUUCAUGCUGCUCUUCUACGAGUUCUGCCACCCCUUCAGGAGCCUCUUCCAGCACAACGUCCAUAACUGCCUUCAGUGCAUCUGCUGCAGGAAGAAGAGUGCAAGAAGGCAGGAGGCCAACUCGCCUUCAUACUCCAGAGCCGCCACGUUAGUGCGGGCAUCAAGGGAACAUCUGGAGCUGCUGAGGCCCUAUCAUCCCGAGGACUCUGCUCUGCAGGGGGAGCGGAUAACGGCUUUCGAUGAAGACAUGAUGGAGGCAGCCUGAGCUCAAAGACAAUGACCCUGUAGAAACACAAACUGCUGCUGUUUCUCCUCAGAAGGGCAUCCAGCAUUUUUCUCUGCAGUGCACGCUCACCUACUGACUUCUCAAAUGUUUCUACUGGAGAUUGUACUUUUGAGAGUCAAUGCAGACACUAAGAGGGCACCACAAGGGCCCCCGCCUACCCAAAAAUGUAGCAUGUGAGAGUAUGCAGCCGUGUACAAAGAGUGUACUUCACAGAGCAGAGCUGAGCCAGGUGUGUGGGACAUGUGCCAAGUGUGUGUGAGGCCAAACUCUGAGCAGGUCGCCCUCACUUUACUUCCUCUCAGGGUCUCCCGUCUCAUGUGUUUGCAUAUAGGAUAAACUACUAAACAAAAACUGAAAAGUGUUUCCCAAAAUGCCUUAUGUUGCAUGGUUGCCUUAAAUAAGCAGUAGAUUUAAUGUGAAAGAACAAACAAAUGGACUGUUGGGAGGGGUUUACGUUAAAGUGGGAUGUUGGAGAUAUCCGUCUGCUUUAAUUAAAGCCACUUUAACACUGAAAAUACUACAAAACACAGAGCAAGCUUCUUCACAGAAGCAUUUUCCAAGUUGUUUUACAGUGCCUUGACUACUAUUGUACUACUUGAACCUUUAAUAAAUUGUUCUAAAAAGAAA
Messenger RNA from Oryzias latipes (Japanese medaka), 2632 nucleotides. RefSeq names its product XK related X-linked (gene xkrx). The record is from RefSeq and is a predicted model, not a curated record. Gene Ontology annotation, cellular component: membrane. Lineage: Eukaryota; Metazoa; Chordata; Actinopteri; Beloniformes; Adrianichthyidae.